CCUUGCUAUACUCACCCCCCCCCUUUUUUUAAUUCUAAUGCCCUGCCUCCUGAAGAUAAAGAUUAUUCGUGCGCGGUCACUGCCAGUCAUGGACCGGCAGUCGUCAAAGGCCGACGCAUACGUGGAGAUUCGGUUUGCAAACCAGUACCCGCUACGCACCUCGAUCGCGCGCAAGACGCUCGACCCGGUGUGGAAUGAGGACUUCCGGCUCGAAGUAAACGACGACGCAUACUUGCAGAACGAGCCGCUGGAGCUGCGGCUACUAGACUACGACAGUAUUACAGCCAACGACCUGAUCGGCUCGGUGUACAUCGACCUGAACUCGUUGCUGACCGAUGAGUUCAAAAUCGAAGACUUUGCUGGCAGCCGUAGCAGUAGUGAUGACGAGAGUAGCCAUAGCUUGUGCAGCAGCAGCAGCAGCAGCAGCAGUAGUGGCAUCGAGGUUGGCCGGCACGGCGAGCGACUGCCAGCUACGCCAGAUGCAGGUGAUGGUGAGCAGGUAAAUAGCGGACACAGUCAUGACGACCGCUCGGAGGCUGGUCGUAAUGCGGUGCAGUCGUCGCACGAGAGCUUUAUUGGCGAGACGACGGGUGUGCCGACAACGUAUACACGGACACUGGGCGGGUGGUUUCCCAUCUACGACACGGUGGUGGGGAUCCGCGGCGAGCUACAGUUCCAGAUAAUCCUGCAGUACUUUGGCGACGUCAAUCCGUUCAACAACUCGUCGGCCGGAAUCCAGGUGUUCUCGUCGCCGACGCCCUCGCUCCCGCAGGCGAUCAAGAUCGAGACGCUGGGGUUUAUCAGCAGCAUUGCCACGCAGAUCGACCCCGAGUACCACUGGACCGACAAUUUCCGCACGCCACGCGCCACAAACGAGGCGCGUGUCAGGGUGCUGCAUAAGCUGGCCGGCUUGCUCCGCCGCCGCAUGGGCCGCAAGGCGCAGGAGCUGGGGGCCAAUGCGAUUAUCGGGUACAAGCAGUCGUUUGACUUUGAGAUCGAGGAACACACAAUCACUGGGCGGGUGGUGGGCACGGCCGUCAGGGUCGGGUCGAGCCACGGGAAGCACCGCACAACCCCGACUGCCGGCGCCAUGGGCGAUAUGCCGUCGCCAACUCAGGCGCCAUUGCCGCAUGCGGUGACGAUUGGGCCGCCGCCGCCGCCUCUUUCGCUGAUGGAUAGCCAGGGCGGACAGCGCGACAGGCGGCCCAGUGAGCGAACCGGCGGGUCGUCGGAUAGCGAGUCUGAUCGCGGUUCAGAGACAUCGUCAAUUGGCACCAAAUCGACCGGCAGCAGUCUGUCGACCAGCUCAUUGCAGAGCGCCGACAAUGCGCGAAACCAAAAGAAGGCUGCGGCAUGUGAGAUCCUGACCUUCAAGGCGUUUCCGCCAGGCAUGAUCCAUCGGCUCGGCGGCCUGGUAUCGGCCACAUCGAUCAAGCUGCUGGAGAACGACCAGAGCCGUACGCGUGAGCUGUGGUUCGACGACCUGCGGGCCGAGAUCAAGCACCAUGCGCUGGCUAUCGGGUGCUCGCACAUUAUCGGAUACAACGAGCAGGUCACGAUCCGCGACGAGAUCAUCGUGCUUAUUGCGUAUGGCACGGCAGCAGUGCUUGAGCUCAACGCCGAGCUGCCUGCUAUCCCAGACCAGAUUAUGCACCAGCUGCCAGAGCACUCGGACGACCAUAUCCUGGAGCACCCACUGUCAAUGCACAACAAUACCGGCAAGCAGACGCAGCCAAUGACGCCGCUAGACACGCACCAGGCCCAGCAGAACCAACAGCAGCAUCAGCAUUUGAAGCCGCUGGGGUGCCGCAUGUGCCAUGCCUCACACGACCGGUUGCAGCUGCCAUACCCGAUGCGGUUCUUCCGCUGCGGGUUCUGCCAGAAAAAGGCGGUGCCCGAGAUCAUCCUGUCGACCACCGACAUUCCCGUUGAGCUCGACGUGAUUGACGGCGAGUCAUGUCUGAUCGAAGCGCAUAUAUGCAGGCCUGGGUCCAAAGCAGGCGGAGCCAACAACCCGGCCCGGCCCGACAUUCCCGAUGGCGAGCAGCGCGAGGGCGAGCGGCGGUGGUUCGGGUUCGGCAAGCGGCAGGCAGCCAAUGGCGAGGCCAAGCUUAGUGGCGAAGCCUACGCAGCGCACAUCAGCGACGCUCUGCCGUUCAUCCACUACGACCUGCACCGGCAGCUCCUGUACAAGCUGAGCGUGCAUGGCAUGAAUGCAAUCUUUGGGCUCAAAUACCAGUUCUCGAUCGGCGAGGAUAUGAUUAUUGCUGUUGCCACGGGCACUGCCGUCUACGUCACUGGGCUGCCGACGCCUGGCCCGCUGCACAUUAAGCGCAACAUCGAUGUGCUGGAUGAGGAGGAUAGAUCCUUUAUCCGGAUCCAGGACCGGAUCAUGCAGCUGUCCAAUGCUAAUCGACGCAGGCUGGACCGGGCGUUCCGCAAGAAGCGGCGGGCAAUGCUCCGGCUGCGCGAGCAGCAGCAGCGAGAGAACAGCCAGCCACUUGCAGGCAUGCAGCUGAAACGGGGCGACUUUGCUGUAUCGCGUGCCCGGCGCAGACGCAGACGGACUAGUGGAGCCAAGCAUUCGGGUUCGAGCGACGGCGAGGAUAGCGGCGAUGGUCGGCAGCCAGGCAAUGCCGGGCCAGCAGGACAUAGCGAUUUGAGCGCUGACUCGGACUCGGACCGGGAUGACUCGUCAGGCAAGUCGAGCAGGGCGGAGCGGAGGCGGCGACGCAAUAUUCGAGCUCGCGUUGCGGUGCAGAUUGACGAUGAUGCAGACGAGGACCUGAUGGCGGCUCUUUUAGACGUGCCGCUGCCGCCGUCGGUCCUCGUGUGCAAUGUCGAGAGACCGCCGGUGUUCCGGCACUUUGUCAUCCCGGAGCUUGUGGACGACGGGCAGUGCCUGCUGGAGGACAUUGAUCUCUCGUCAUCGUCGUCGUCGUCGUCGUCGUCGUCGUCGUCGUCGGGGUCCACCGACACUGACUCGACAUCAAGCACCGACUCGUCGACUAGCAUGGCCAUGCAUAGACUACGCGACAUGGACCCGGACCAGAUCCAGACGAUUGUAAUGGUCAAGCGCGCAACGGUGGAUCCGUACAGCAAGCACCCGAACCGGCAGCUGGCGGAGCUGUUCAGCAACAUCUACACGGACCUGUACAUGACGCUGGUGUACUUUGAGCUGUGCGCCAUAGUGGGCAUCGACUACAACGUGCAGGUGAUGGACGACGAGCCACAUGAUGUGCAGGUGGUGCUAUCGGCGACCAUCGUUGGCCAGUGCGACGUGGUUCUGCCGCGGUAUUCCAUCAACGCACACCUCUCGCACGACGCGUCGCAUGUGAUGAGCCAGGCGGUGAAUGUGGAGCUGGAGCGACAGACACUCCGUGUAGUGUCUUCUGAUCUGAUGCCUCACCCGAUGUCGCCGGGGGGCAGCCGCAUGUUCACGCCAUCCCUGCGCUCCGACCAUAUCGAGAUGGCCGAUGGUCGUACACCCAUAGCGCUGACCACACUGUCAUACCUGCCGAGGCGGACAAUCACCGCACAUGUUGGCCGGAUUUCCCUUCAUUUCGUGCAAGAGUCGUACAUUGACAGCCAGAGCAAGGGUCCCGUCGGCAUGGGCGCCUUUGUGGUCAGCUUUGUCGCCGAGGUGCAGGCUGUGGUCCGCGCGCAUGUUGCCGCAAGAGGCGGCAUGGCGCUGGUCGCCCUGUGCGUCGAGUCGGUGCAGUUUGUCAGAGACGAGCGGAGCCACGCCUAUGCCGCCCUGAGCGUCAGCGGCGAUGUUGUCCGGUACACGCAGGAGUGACUCUGCCAGCCCUCUUUUAGCCCGGUGCUUCUGGAUCGGAUCAGGGUGCCCAUUACUCGUGCGUCUUUUUUCUUCUGCUAUAAAAGCCUGGG
Linderina pennispora is the source of this 3891-nucleotide messenger RNA. RefSeq lists its product as uncharacterized. Gene Ontology annotation, molecular function: calcium-dependent phospholipid binding; calcium ion binding. The record is from RefSeq and is a predicted model, not a curated record. Gene Ontology annotation, cellular component: plasma membrane. Gene Ontology annotation, biological process: protein localization to plasma membrane; positive regulation of D-glucose transmembrane transport; positive regulation of protein targeting to membrane. The transcript has a single exon. NCBI's taxonomy places the organism in Eukaryota, Fungi, Kickxellomycota, Kickxellomycetes, Kickxellales, Kickxellaceae. The coding region runs from base 38 to 3799 and encodes 1253 amino acids.